UUACUGUCUUGCGUCCGAUCACGCGCGGCCGAUGGACACGCUUCUCACGUGAUCGUUACAUGCCGAAAUGCCGAGGUCACGUUCUUGUUUACAGGCUUCCCUCAGCUCUUCUGUGUCAGCUCCGACUCUCUCUCGAGUCUACUCAACGACAAAGAUGAACGGACUGCCACUUCAGCUGGCCAGCACUGUUUUUCUUACCAUCCCCACGGAGAUAUGAUCGGCUAGGCAACAUUUCAGCAAGCGUUGCUGAUUGCGCCUGCACAAUGAAUACCCGGCUUUUCCGUUGCAUGAUUAACUUUUGAGCACGUACUGGGUGAACUCUACUUGUGGUUCGAUAGCAUCGUUCCUAUAAAAUGCCAACCCAUCCGGGUAUGCUGGCUUCCCCAUUCAGUGCCACCCUAUCCCCCCACCCGGUAUGCCCUCCGAGCCCAUCGAAGCAGAGCUCGCGUACCCUGCUGCGCUCAGCAGGGCACAGGAGGAGGAAUUCCGACAGCUGGAACACGAGGGCCCACUUCCGAGCCAGACCGCGACGAAACUGGGCUCUUCGUCACACAGUCUCGGCGAUCUUGAAGCCAAUUUCAUGCGCGCGGGAAAGCACGUCGUCAAGUUUGAGCCGGGUGCGGGAGAGGAUCCAAGAGAAUGGAGCUUGGGACGGAAAUGGUAUGUGACGAUGACAACAGCAUUCUUAUGCCUGGCUGUCGCUCUCGGUAGCUCGAUCAUCACCGGAGACCUACAGGGACCCGUGGCCGACCUGCAUACGACGCAAGAGACCGUGAACCUGUCGGUGACAUGUUUUGUGAUCGGUUUUGGCGUAGGACCCCUUUUCUUCGCGCCACUUUCGGAGGUCAUUGGAAGAACGCCCAUCUACGCGAUCAGCAUGUUCUUCUACUUUAUCUUUACAAUGCCCAGCGCCCUGGCGCAGAAUGCUGCUACGCUCGUCGUCGCGCGACAGCUGGCCGGACUGGCUGCUUCGGCACCCAUGUGCAAUGUCGGUGGAAGCGUGGCCGACGUGUGGGCUGUCGAGGACCGAGGAUUACCAAUGGCGUUUUUCUCUGCUACGAUCUUGACCGCUGGUGGGAGGCUGGAUCGGAAUGUACGCCGGCUGGCGGUGGAUCUGUUCGUGACUUCAUUCGCUUCAUUGAUUUCAUUUUCUCAAGUGCCUGGACAAGACUGGGUCCUUUUCAUAUUCACUGGUCUAACUUUCGCCAUGACCCUCUUCAUCCCUGAGACAUUGUCACCUGUGCUCUUGAGACGUAAGGCUGCGAGGCUCCGCAAGGAAACUGGCGACGACAGUUACCGAUCGCUCGGCGAACUGGAGCAUAUACCCUUCUCCCAGACCCUGGGCACAGCUCUACUUCGUCCAGUGAUCAUGGUCUUCACUGAGCCAGUGGUGCUCUUCAUGUCCUUUUAUCUGUCCUUCGUGUACAGCCUGCUCUAUCUUUUGUUCUUUGCCUAUCCUAUCACGUUUGCCGAGAUCCGAGGCUUUAGUCCCGGUAUGACCGGCGUCACAUUCGUCAGCAUCAUCGUCGGAAUCUCCAUUGCGAUGGUAUGCAUGCCUCAGCAGGAGAAGCUCUACGCGCGCGUCACUGUCUAUGGCACAUUUCCCGAAGCACGUCUGUAUCCCAUGAUGGUCGGGGCGAUCGUCCUGCCCAUCGCCUUGUUCAUCUUUGCAUUCACGGGCGCCUAUUCUUGGGUCAACUUUAUGGGGCCAUGUGUUGCCGGCGCCCUGUUUGGUUUUUCGAUGAUCCUCAUCUACGUGUCGGCCAAUUCCUACAUCGUCGACUCGUACUCGUCCUACGCAGCCUCCGCCAUCGCCGCAAAGACUAUCAUGCGUUCCCUCAUCGGGUCGGCCGUCCCGUUGUACGUCAACCAGAUGUUCGCCCACAUGGGUUUCCAAUGGGCUGGUCUGCUCCUGGCUCUGAUAUCGCUGCUCAUUGGGCCCAUACCCUUCGUGUUCUACGUCUAUGGAUACAGGAUUCGUCGGGGCUCUCAAAGGGCUUCGAAGAACAAGCGGAUGGAGCAGGGCGAAACAAAACACUUAUCGAGCGACGCGAAGGAUGUCGCAGUCUUACACCGUCUUAUCUUCCGCCAGCCGUCAUCAGCCAUGGCGAUGCAGAAGAGUUGGGUGCCCCGCCUCCUCUACUACCCCCUGACGCUAGCACUCGUGCUCACAAGUCUCCGCCUCGUCUACAAAACGCGUCGAACGACACCUCAUAGUCUAAUCCCACCGUCUCUGAGGAUCCCUGCGCAAUGUACAGCUAUUCUCGCGCCGAUUCUGCCUUCAGAUAGCUAUCCGACGGACCGCAAGACGUCAGACCGAUACGUCCCAGGCACGCGACCGGUACUACUGCGUAAUGCGACGCUUUGGACAGGAAGGGACGACGGGCGGGAGAUCAUUCGCGGCGCGAGCAUUCUACUCGAUCAGGGUCUCAUUGUGGCCGUGCUUCAGGAAAUGCCUGAUGUUCAGGGUCUGGCGAAGGAGCGCGGACUGGAGAACAUCGAUGUGGUCGAUGUGCAGGGGAAAUGGGUUUCACCCGGAAUCGUCGAUGCACACUCGCAUCUCGGUGUCGGGAGCUCGCCGUUCUUAUCUGGUGCGCUGUAUCUUCUUUUCUUCAACAAAUUGGCGCUGAGUGCAAUGACCCAAGGCUCGUCGGACGCCAAUUCGCGCAAAGCUCCCAUCCUUCCUUGGCUGCGUAGCGUCGACGGUCUCAACACGCACGACGACGCGUUCCGGCUGACGAUGUCCGGCGGUGUCACGACGGCGCAGGUUGUGCCAGGUAGCGCGAACAACAUCGGCGGUCAGGCAUUCCUCAUGAAAUUGCGACCCACAGCAGAACGGUCCACGUCUUCGAUGCUCCUCGAACCGCCGGGCAACUUGUAUAUCAACGAUACAAACGCCGAUCAGCGACCCCGGUGGCGGCAUAUGAAACACGCGUGUGGCGAGAACACACUCCGUGUUCAUUCGCAAACCCGCAUGGACGCCACAUGGGAGUUUCGGCGAGCCUACGACGCGGCGCGUCAGAUUCGAGACGCCCAGGACGCCUUCUGCAAGGCUGCUCAGCAAGGCUUGUGGGACGGCGAGUCCGAGUUUCCGGAGAGCCUCCAGUGGGAGUCGCUGGUGGAUGUCCUCAGAGGCCGUGUCCGGAUAUCUACCCACUGCUAUGAGCCAGUGGAUCUGGACUCUCUCAUGCGGCUCACGAACGAGUUCAAGUUUCCGAUCGCGUCUAUUCAUCAUGCUACAAGCACGUAUCUAGUUCCAGACCUCAUCAAAACGGCCUGGGGAGGGCCACCAGCCAUUGCGAUCUUUGCGUCUGACUACAGACCGAAACGCGAGACCUAUCGAACAUCUGAAUUCAAUGCCCGCAUCCUUUCGGAACACAACCUGUCUGUGGUCAUCAAGUCCGAUCACGCUGUGACAGACUCGCGUUUCCUGAUGUUUGAGGCGCAGCAGGCUCACUAUUUCGGACUUGCCACGGCGCUUGCUCUGUCUGCUGUCACUACGAAACCUGCCGCUGCAUUGGGGGUGGAAUGGAGAGUUGGACUGGUCGCGGAAGGUUACGAUGCGGAUAUCGUUGUCUGGGACUCUCACCCACUGGCGAUCGGUGCCAUUCCGGCUCAGGUCUAUAUCGAUGGGAUCCCGCAGAUCGAAAAGCCAUUCGUGACACCCAAGCCCGCGUCUUUGCAGAAUGCGCCGGCCACCCCGAACUGGGACAAAGAGACUAACAACACGCUCGCGUUUGACGGACUCCCGCCUCUCGAGGGUCGCUUGAAUCGAGGGCUAGUCAAGUUCGUCGGCGUCAAGAGCUUGUGGACAAGGAGCGUGGAAGGCAACGGCCUGGACCGAAACACCGGCUAUGGUGGAAAUACAAGCUUCAGUGUGAUUGUGGGGAACGGCAAGGUGUUAUGCAGCUCGGAUUCUGCGUGUGCUCACUUGGAUGCUGGCGAUAUCGAGACUGUCGAUCUCGAGGGAGGUUCGCUGUCUCCAGGACUUACGUCGUUCGGAACCAAUCUCGGGUUGAGCGAGAUUGAGAUGGAGCCUUCUACGAUGGAUGGGGCGGUGUUUGACGAGUUGCGUGGGCCGGUCCCAAGUAUUCUGGGACACAGCGUCAUUCGCGCAGUCGACGGACUUCAAUUUGGGGGUCGGCAUGCGCUACUUGCCUACCGCGCCGGAGUGACUACCGGGAUCUCUGCGCCAAUUGGGCGGUUCACUCGGGGCAUCGCCGCUGCAUUUGAUCUGGGUGCUAGCCAUGGUUUGGAUACCGGCGCUGUAGUCCAAACGGAGACCGCAUUGCAUGUUGGUGUCAGCUUGAGCUCGCGGCUGAGCGUGAGCACGCAGAUUGCGGCGUUGCGAUUGGCCUUGUCCGUGGGGGAUGGUCCGUGGGUACGCGUCAGGAAGGCAAGUCUCAUUGCCGUGUUGGAUACGAUCAGACCGAUUGAUUGCCAACAGGGUGAGAUCCCUCUCGUAGUAAUGGUGCACAACGCGGAUAUCAUGGCCACGCUGCUGAUGGUCAAGCACGAGAUCGAGGCAACGUCGGGAAGCGCACUCCGCAUGACCUUCGCUGGUGCUCUCGAAGCACAUCUCCUUGCCAAGGAAAUCGCCGAGGCGAACGUUAGCGUCGUCGUAUCCCCCGGGAAACCAUUUCCGGGCGCAUUUGAGAUGCGGAGAAGCAUGCCGGGGCCGCCGCUCACCGGGGAUUCGUCGUUCACCAUCCUCCUCAAACACGGAGUCAACACUGGAAUCGGAAUCAACCAAGUAUACCUCGCUCGCAACGCAAGAUUUGACAUGUCCAUGACCCAGCUGAACUCUGCCGGGAUGAUUGAUCAAGCCGCAGCAUUGGCCAUGGCAUCCAUCAAUGUAGAACGAGCAUUGGGCCUGAAUCCGCCUGCGUUUGGAAUGGAGGACUUGGUGGCUUAUCGAGGCGGGCAAGUAUUCGACAUGGAGAGUAAGGUUGUGGGCGUCGUUUCUCCGCGUCGUGGAGCCGUGGUUUUGUUCUAGUGCUGUAGCUUACACGUGAUCGUGUUCUGCCAGCGUCCAUGUCACUGUCAAAUCAAUCAAAUGAUGGGACCUUCUUCUGACUGCUCGCAUGCAUGGCCGUUUGGCUGUUUCUGUUCGGCUGAGGCUUCGAAAAUCGAACGAGCUGGCCCCUUCGGACAGAACAGCUUCUCUGAAACCGUCCUAGAAGACAGGAUAAGAUGUCCGUGAAGUCACCGCGCAGUCCCUAGUCCGUGGAGAGUCAGGUCGGAACAGUGGCGUCCACCAACUCGAUCGCGACAACUCGGUUUUUUCGGCUGCAAGAGAUCCCACCACACUCCUUUCUAGUUCCCAUGCGGACCCCGGCACGAACCCGUCCUGUCUUGUGCUCGACAAUGAUGGCGACUAGUCCACUCCACGCUCUUUUCCGACGACGCUCCCUUCGUAAACCCGCCUUCGCCUUCGCCCUGUUCAUCGUAAUCCUCAUACUCACACACUUCUUCCGCGACGAGUCCGUGUUUCUCGAUGCCGAGCAGACCACCCGGAUCGCCUUCCAGCUUGCCAGCCGCCGUGCACGAACCGUGACCAAGACACAAGUGCAUUUGAGGACGGAGACGGAGACGAUGACCCAUUGGGCCGCGCAUACCCAUACGCAGACACUCACGCAGACGGUAACGCAGCUGGGACAUCGCGCGCUGCCGACGGAUGUGAUUCCCCCCAUGCCAUUGAUGGAUGACGACGUGCAGCAGGGUGUCCUCCGCCUCCCUGAGAUGCCCGACCUUCCUGGUUUCGGUGCCGGUGUUGAUGCGCAAGCGGCACAAAUCCAGCAUAACCACACCUUCCUCCCCAACGGCAUCCUCAUCGUCAACCCCCUCGCGCCGCACCCUAUUCCCAUCCUCAUCGAUCGAGCCACUCGAGCAUGGGAAGCAAAGCUUGCCAAUGCGAGCACGUCUUUGCGGGGUGCCGUUGCCGAGUACACCCGGCGCUACGGCCGCGCGCCGCCGCAGGGCUUCGACGUGUGGUGGGGCUACGUCCAGGCGCACGCCGUGCAACUGCCGGAUGAGUACGAUCAGAUCGAGAAGGAUUUGGGCGCGUUCUAUGGCGUGCGGCCGGACGUCCUGCAGCAGACGCAGAGAGACUGGGAGGCCCACCGGGACUCAUACACAAUUGGGGUGGACGACGACGGGUGGGAGGAGGAGCUGGAGGAAGACGAGUUGCUCAAGGACAGAGAGCGGACGCGGUUCCGCGUGCUGAAUUACACGCUGCCGGCUGACCCGAACGUCCGCCACGAGCUGAUGCUCGGCGCGUUCCAGGUUAUCGAUCUGCUCGAAGAGGUCGAAUGGGAGUUGCCAGAGUUCAGAGCCGUGUUCAGCCCUCACGAUAGUCCCAAUAUCGUUUCCGAUUGGGCGUUGCUACAGGAAGCACGAGCCGCAGCGAAGGCCGGCAAGCAUCUGGACCCAAACCAGCCACCAGCUCACAAACAAGGCUGGGUAUCUGCUUGUCCACCCUCGUCACCAGCGCACCUAGCAAUGGGCACUGAUGAACUGCCACCUCCAUUUGAGGGUCAUCGACCUAAUACCGCCCCUCCCAGUGUCCCCGGCGGUGACCCUCGGACGCGUGAUCAACCCAAAUCGUUCAUUCAUUCGCAAAAAGAGACCACGGAUCCUUGCCUGCAUCCUGCGCUCAUGCGAAAGCACGGUGCCUACCUACCCCACGGCGAUGGACCUGGCCCAUAUCCAUCUCUGAUCCCGCAAUUCAGCUACAGUGUCACUCCCCUGCACAGCGACAUCCGGACCGCGAUGCCUCUGAACUGGGUAACCGACGACUUUCCUCCGCAGGCCGAUCUGCCCUGGGAACAGAGAACAGACGAACGGUUGCAAUGGCGGGGGAGCAACACCGGGAUCUGGCACUCUUCCGAAGGCCGAUGGAGAGAGUCACAUAGGAUACGGCUCGCAGCGCUGACGUCGGGAAUGGGCGCCCCGAACGUCAGUGUUUUGCUGCCCAGCGACGACUCGGCUGUGGGUGACCCAGUCGAUGUGCCCAGAUCGCGGUAUGUGAAUGCGCUGUUUGACGUGGCCUUUACAAACGGGGGGACGCAUGGAGGCGAGCGGGGCCGGCCGAGUAACUGCGAACCCGGUCAGUGUGAAGUGCUCGAGAAGAUGUUUGAGUGGCGGACUCCGCAUAACUUGGAAGCGGCCUCAAAAUACAAGUAUAUCCUCGAUGUCGAUGGCCACGGCUGGUCUAGCCGUUUCAAGCGUCUGAUGAAUUCUGGAUCGCUCAUCUUCAAGGCCACGACGUAUCCAGAAUGGUUCAGCGACCGAGUGCAGCCAUGGGUCCACUUCAUCCCCGUUCAAAACUCGUACUCGGACCUCAUCGACUCGCUCGUCUUCUUCCGAGGCGAUCCCAGCGGCCGGAAUGCCCACGACCAUCUGGCAAAGAAGAUCGCCGCCGCCGGCCAGAAAUGGAGCCACGCGUUCUGGAGGAAGGAGGACAUGGUCGCCUAUAUGUAUCGGCUGCUCCUGGAAUACGGGCGUGUCAUGAGCAGCGAUCGGGAGGCCAUGUCUUUCGAAAUGUGGGACGAUCGAGGAGACGACGAGAGAAGGGAGGCAGCGUUGAGAGCCAGAUGGUUGUAAAAGCUUUGUCUUUGUUGUCAGGAUUUCUUUACGGGGGAGGCAUCCCAGUCGCAUUCAUAGACUGUAUUCCGAUCGCGGACUGUCCAUUCAUGUGGUACACAUAUGUAUAAUAAUACGCACACUCCUUACAACUAACUACAAGUCGUUCGCCAACACCUAAACCCUG
Mycena citricolor is the source of this 7771-nucleotide messenger RNA. The record is from the annotation of a GenBank genome assembly. Lineage: Eukaryota; Fungi; Basidiomycota; Agaricomycetes; Agaricales; Mycenaceae.